Messenger RNA from Didymodactylos carnosus, 945 nucleotides. The record is from the annotation of a GenBank genome assembly. NCBI's taxonomy places the organism in Eukaryota, Metazoa, Rotifera, Eurotatoria, Philodinida, Philodinidae.
AUGUUGGUGAAAGUACGAUGGAAUUUCGCCACUGGCGAAUGGCCAGUUGGCGAAGUUCCGGUAACCCCAGCUGAACAAGAACAAAUUGGUCGUUGUGCUGAGCAUUUUUUUUACCGGUAUUUAGAAGGGCUGUAUGAUGCUGAUAUAACACCAACAAAUAACUGGAGAUCAUCUACACGUUUAUCGGUAUUUCCAAACUUUCGUCAAAAUGUUGAUGAUUCAGCUGAAUACGAUUUUUUCAUCAAAGACACUCAUCAAAUGUUUGUACAAGGAAUUGGAGGCAAUAUUUUGACACUUUUUAUUGAAGUUAAAGGCAUUAAAGACAAGUACAAUAGAAAAACUACGACGUUUCAUACAUCUAAUAGCGAAUUACAAGUCUGUACCAGUAUUGCUAUGAAUGACAAGCGAAAGGAAAAAGAAGCUUAUCUGGUUGUCAUAGUCGAAAAUUCAUUGAAUCCUUCGAUAAUAGAUAUAAGACCCGUUAUCGUCUGGAGUGAAGACAUGAAUAUUUUAUGUGAGCCUGAUAGUUUUAUUUGUCGACUUGAAAAUAAAAAUGAUACCAGAAAAUCAAUAAAGUUUAAUGAACUGGACGACCAAUGGUCACGUCUGCACAGUUCCUGUAUGCACAAUGAAACUAAAGCUGAAGAUUGUAGAAAAACGGAAAUAAGAAUCAGUCAAGACGUUCGAUAUAGUCCACUGGAGCCUUAUUCAAGACAUUCUUCAAAUAAUGCUGCUACAGUCCGGAAUCAGCAGUCGCAAAGAAACACAUACAUAUCCGAUACACUGAACAGGACUGAGAAUUCAAACUAUGAACAACAACAAGCGCAACGCUAUGUACCUCCUAUCGAUCAGUCCUCACAAGAUACUUUUAUUCAACCAAUUCGUGGGCGAGGAAGAGGUCGUGGUAGAGGGGUUAUUAAUAAAACACAUUUCAGGAAUACAUAA